UAUGUACGUCGACCACAUAAGUAACUCACCUCCUUAAUUAAUCUCCUUCAAUCCCAAACAGUAAACGCAAAGAAACCCAACCAUCACACGAUUCACAGCUUCACCAAGACCCAGAAGCACAACAACAAGAAGAAGAGGAGGAAUUACAAAUGCAAGAAGAUAAUUGGGAACUGUCGGUCUGUCCCAGCUUCAGCAGCUACUCUUCCGAUAAGCUCGCCGACAUAGCCGCUAAAGUCGUUGAUGGUGAUGAUGGUCGUCAUCGGGGCGAGGAACUCGACGACGACUUCGAGUUCGUUUCGGUUUCUAGAGCCGACGACGACGUGGUGGUGGUCGAUGGCCAGAUCGGCCCGGUUUUUCCGGUAUUCAAUCGUGACUUAUUAAGUAAAAGUUGGUUACAAGGCAACGAGGAUCACGACGGACGGUCUCUUCGGGUUCCGCUAAAGAAGCUGUUCGUGGAUGAACGCGAUCCCACUACCUCGUUUUCGUCGUCGUCGUCGUCGUCUUCGUCGGAGGAUGAAGAGGGGGAGGGCGAGCUGGAGGGUGUCCCGCCGGGAACAUACUGCGUUUGGACCCCAAAUAACAACAACUCUGCCAAAGCCUCACCCAGCCGAUGCAAGAAGAGCAAUUCCACCGGAACUAAAACCACUGGAUCAUCAUCGUCCAAACGCUGGAGGCUCUCGAGCUUGCUUCGGAGGAGCAACAGCGAGGGCAAGAACGCGUUCGUGUUCUUGACUCCCAAGAAGGAAGAGAUCAGACCCGAGAAGGCUGUUAAUCGUGAGCCGGGCACGAAGGAAAAGAAGGUCAAAACGGUGUCGUCGGCGCACGAGGCGUUCUACACGAGGAACAGGGCGAUGAGGGAGGGGGACAAGAGGCGGACAUACUUGCCAUACAGGCAGGACCUGGUCGGGUUCUGGGCUAACGUGGGUGCGCUGGGCAAGACCUUUCCUCCUUUCUAAGGUUUCUCGGAUCUGAUCGGUUUUGUUUGACCCACUUUUUUUUUUUUUUUGUUGGUUAAUUACCAAUUGUCAUCAAGUUAUAAUUAUUAUUUUUAAUAUAUAUAUAUAUAUAUAUAUAUAUAUAUAUAUAUAUAUAUAUAUAUAUAUAUAUAUAUAUAGGAAGUGUGAAGAAAAAAAAAAAAAGAGAGAGAGAGAAGAGGAAAAGUAAAGCUUUGGAAAUGUGAUUUUUACAUGAUCGUACGUGUACAUUAUUACUUUCCUUUUUACUAAAAUUGCAGAAGAUUUUGUCA
Alnus glutinosa is the source of this 1246-nucleotide messenger RNA. RefSeq lists its product as uncharacterized. The transcript has a single exon. Bases 150 to 956 code for a protein of 268 amino acids. NCBI's taxonomy places the organism in Eukaryota, Viridiplantae, Streptophyta, Magnoliopsida, Fagales, Betulaceae. The record is from RefSeq and is a predicted model, not a curated record.